AAUGGAGGGCUGAGGAGAAACUUGGGUGCCCCCCCCCCCGGUAAGGAAACCAGGGCCUUGGGCAAGCGAGUCACACUUUCUCAGCCCAGGGACAACCACCUCUGAAGAAACCAGGGGCAUGAACCUUUUUGGCAAAGUGGGUCAAAGGGGUUUGUUGGCUGCACUGUGCCUUCAAGUCAUUCCUAUCAUGGGCCUUUUUUGGCAAGGUUUCUUCAGUGGUUUUCCUUUGCCAUGGCCAUCCUCUGAGGCUGAGAGAGUGUGACCUUCCUGAAGGCACCCAGUGGGUUCAUGACAGCUUACCCUAAGACACAAUUAUCAUGGGAAGGUUUCCAUGGCCAGUGGCCCAAAGGUGAACCUGUCAUUGGCUUUUCUUGACAAGGUUUCCUCAGAGGGUUUUCUUUUUUCUUUUUUGUGCCGGCCUCCCUCUGAGGCUGAGAGAGUGUGACUUGUCCAAAGGCACCACCAGAUUUCCAUGGCCGUGCAGGGAAUCAAACUCCUGGCUUCCCAGAGGGGGCACUCAUUGAUACCUUAGGUGAGGAUGCCUCCUAAAAGGAAAGGAAAAAACAACCUCCCUGUUCCUCUCCAAGAAGGACUAAUUCUGAAAGAUACUGAAAAGAGAGAAUGGAGACUUGGUCGCAUGAUUGCCCAGGGAGGAUUUGGCCUGAUCUACUUAGCUUCCCCUUGCCUUGAUAUUCCAGUGGCAGAUAAUGCAGUGCAUGUCAUCAAAGUGGAAUACCUUGAAAAUGGACCCUUGUUUUCUGAAUUGAAAUUUUAUCAGCGAGCUGCAAAACAAGAAUGCAUUAAGAAGUGGAUGAAGAUGAAACGGUUAGCCUUCCUAGGGAUUCCAGUCUUCUGGGGGUCAGGCCAAGCUGAACACAAUGGCAAAAGUUACAGGUUUAUGGUGAUGGAAAGAUUAGGAGAGAAUCUGCAAACCAUCUUUGAAAGAAGGGGGCGAAGAUUUAACAAGGAAAUUGUUCUACAGAUUGGGCUACGAAUGCUGGAUGUCUUGGAAUAUAUACAUGAAAAUGAAUAUAUUCAUGGAGAUAUUAAAGCAGCAAAUUUACUUUUGGGCUACAGAAAUCCACAUGAGGUUUAUCUUGCUGAUUAUGGACUUGCCUACAGAUAUUGUCCCAAUGGGAACCACAAACAGUAUCAAGAAAAUCCUAAAAAGGGCCAUAAUGGGACAAUGGAGUUUACCAGCUUAGAUGCGCACAAGGGAGUAGCACCAUCGAGACGAGGAGAUCUAGAAAUCCUUGGCUACUGUAUGCUGCAGUGGAUGUGUGGGAAUCUACCCUGGGAGAAGAAUGUGAGGAACCCCGAAGCUGUUCAGGCUGCAAAAACAAAGCUCCUGGAUGAACUCCCCAAUUCAGUGACAAGGUUGGCUCCUGCAGGAACUAACUGCGGCGAGAUAGCAAUGCUUUUGGAAAAUGCAUCUAAUUUAGCAUACAGUGAAAAGCCUGAUUAUGAAAUACUGAAGAAAAUCCUCUUGAGUGGCCUGGAACACAAAGGAAUAUUAUAUAAUGGCAUGCUGGAUUUUACCACCAAUGAAGGAACUCCAGAUGAAGGAGCUGCUAAUCACAGGAAAGCUGAUUUACCAAAGCCAGGACCAAAGCAAGUUAAAGAAAUGAAGGAAAGCAAGCUGGAAAACAAGGAACUUGCCCAUCACAGAAAAGCCACCGCAGUUAUGAAAAGCAGCCAAGUACACAAGAAACAGAUGCUGGAUGGACUGAACAAGCCUCUUCAAACUGAAGAGGCUGAGUUAACUGGACAUGAUUUGUGGUCCAUGUCUGACAUUAGUGUCCUUAUCAAGGAAAGUAGAGAACAGUCACGCAGUACAUAUCUCCGCAGGUCCUUCCAGAGAAGUGAAGAAAAAUCCAUAGAAAAUGGAGACAUACCUUCAGCAGUCUAUCAACCAGAAAUUGUUUGGGCGUCAUCCAGCUCUUCUGUAUGCAGAACUUCUCAGCCUGAACCAUAUCAGGAACUAUAUCAAUAUGUCAUAGCCAUUGCUGUCCUCCUCUUGUUAAUUUUGCUUUCUCUAUGUUUUCUUUGAUAUUUCCAUUAAUGCUUAUUUCUAGACUUUAGACAUAUGUUAGGAUAGAUUCCAUUGAAAUUCCAUUCAGGUUUUUUUCAUAGACAUUUUCAGUGUGAUUUGCUGAAAUUGUAUUUUAAAACAGAACAAAAUGUUAAAAUGUUGAAAAUUAAAACCAAUAAACUUCUCAGAUUCUGUU
Messenger RNA from Sceloporus undulatus (fence lizard), 2228 nucleotides. RefSeq names its product VRK serine/threonine kinase 2 (gene VRK2). The record is from RefSeq and is a predicted model, not a curated record. Gene Ontology annotation, molecular function: ATP binding; protein serine/threonine kinase activity. The transcript has 14 exons. Lineage: Eukaryota; Metazoa; Chordata; Lepidosauria; Squamata; Phrynosomatidae. Bases 539 to 2050 code for a protein of 503 amino acids. Gene Ontology annotation, biological process: signal transduction; peptidyl-serine phosphorylation. Gene Ontology annotation, cellular component: nucleus; cytoplasm.